Messenger RNA from Annulohypoxylon maeteangense, 807 nucleotides. Its product is annotated as Isochorismatase hydrolase. The transcript is spliced from 3 exons. NCBI's taxonomy places the organism in Eukaryota, Fungi, Ascomycota, Sordariomycetes, Xylariales, Hypoxylaceae. The record is from RefSeq and is a predicted model, not a curated record. The coding region runs from base 1 to 807 and encodes 268 amino acids.
AUGCAACCGACUGUGAAAUUGGGACCAAAAGGCGACGAAUGGACGUACAACCGUGACACUAAGACGUACGAUCUCACUCGCGGGGUUUCCUCUCCCGGCUUCACUAUUCGCACAACGCAGGGACCUCCCGAUGCAUCGAUUACAUUGGCGCCAGCUUUGAGCGCUCUAGUCGUCGUUGAUAUGCAGAAUUUCUUUCUCCAUCCGAGGUGCAAUGAACACCCAACCGGAUUAGCUGCAGCGGAUCACACCCUCGAGGUCAUCGAGAAAUGUCGGGAGGUUGACGUCAAGAUCAUCUGGCUGAACUGGGGACUAAGUGAGGGCGACCUCAGCAGCAUGCCUGCAGCCACCGAGCGCAGCUUCGGUAGUAGCCUCAUUACUCCACCCAAAGACGAUAAAUAUGCCAGGAACGGGUUCGGUUCCGACAUGGGCGACAGGAGGGGUCGACUGCUAAUGGAGGGAUCUUGGAAUGCGAAGCUCUAUGAUCCCCUGCAGGAUGCCAGUCGCGCGGACACGGACGUGUUUUGCAGCAAGAAUCGUAUCUCGGGCUUUUGGCACGGGGAGACGCCGCUCGCGAAAGAACUCGCUGCUGGUGGCUAUCGCACUCUUUUGUUCGCCGGUGUUAAUACAGAUCAAUGCGUACUGGGAACUUUGGCCGACGCGUAUUAUCGCGGAUGGGACUGCAUCAUGAUCGAGGACUGCUGUGCUACGACUACUCCAGGAGGGCAUGAUGUCACUAUUUACAACACAUCGAGCGGGUAUGGAUUUGUGGUCGAUAGUAAGAGUAUCGUCGAAGGUACACUUGCGUAA